UUAAACUUAUUUAUUUCAUAUAUUUUGUCAGUUUCUCCAGAGACAGAGACUGCAAUGGCUACAGAAUUGAACGUAGAGCCUCACCAUGUGUUUGGUUUGCGCCGGGACGUGAGGAACAACUUGUUCUUUCUAGAUGACGAAACCGUCAUUUUCCCAAGUGGGAACCACUGUGUGUACUACCACCUGCUUGAGCGAUGGAACAAGUUCAUUCCAAUUGCCAAAAGAGGCAAGCGCAUACAGUCUCUGGCUAUGAGCCCAAACCGGCGCUACCUGGCUGUUUCGGAGCACAAAAAACAGGCCAAAAUCUCCAUUUAUGAUCUUCAGAACUUCCAGUGCCAUAAGAAACAGGUUCUGACGACUGAGGAGAUCAACUUGCAGGAGUUCACCUGCAUGGCUUUUUCUUCAGACUCCAAAUACCUACUUGGCCUGGCUGGAGGUCUUGGAAGUACUCUAUUCUACUGGGAAUGGGAGAACAAUGAGGUCAUAUCCACUCAAAGGAGCACAAGGUUCAGCCUCAGUCAGGUCAGCUUUAACCCCAAUGACAACAUGCAGAUCUGCGUGACCGGAAAAGGAGUCUUUAGGAUCUUCAGAUUGGAGAAGGGAAGACUGAAACGGAGCGACUUGUCUAAAAUUAACACAGAUAACAUCCUGUGCCACACGUGGCUAUCUGAGGACUAUGUCGUUGCAGGGACAGAUAUGGGAAAACUGCUCUUGAUGAUUGUAAAGUUUGGCCAUGUGCAGUUUUUGGAGAGCCCGUAUGAGAGGCAAACUGAGAAAAGUGACUCAGAUGGGUUUAUUUCAUCACAGAAUGAAAUGCUGGGCAUCACUGCCAUCACGCAGUACUCUGGUGGCUUUGCCUGCUCAGCCGGCCCAGCCCUGGUUUGCCUCUAUAUGAACAAUGAGGACACGUACAGGAAGAUCAUGGAAAUAAGAAUUCCUCAGGAUCUGUGUCUACAACCGAAUCAAGCUGAGUUGCAGAUGAUUAGCUCUAUGUGCAUAGGUCCAUCAGGGGAGAUGCUGGCCAUCAGCACAGACCAAGGCCAAAUAUACCACAUCGACCUCACCUUAUAUGAGCUUGGCAAGUGUAAGCAGGCCUACUUCGAGUACCUGUCUGACUCUUUUCACUCGGGAAGCAUCACCGGCCUGUCAGUCUGCUCAUCUAAACCUCUCUUCGCCACCUGCUCAAAAGACAAAUCCGUCCGCAUCUGGAACUACCAGACCAAUUUUUUUUUCUUCUGCAGUUCUCUGGAGCAGUACAAGACGUUCGCUGAAGAGCCAUGCCGCAUCUUGUUGCAUCCGAAUGGUCUCUUCAUGCUGGUCGGCUUCUUUAACAAAAUCUGCUUCAUUAACCUGUUAGUUGACGGAUUCCACACUGUCCAGGAGUUUUUCAUAGACGCCUGGAACGAGUGUGUGUUCAACCACGAUGGCAACAUGUUCGCCGCUGUCAGCAACGAUGUGAUUCAUGUCUACAACAUCAAAACAAGCAAAAAAAUUGAACUUAAGGGCCAUACUGAGAAGGUGUCGUCUGUAAAAUGGAGAGAAGAUGACUGUCAUCUGGUGAUGUCAUGUGGGUUGGACAGCACUGUGUAUGAGUGGAACGUUCUGACCGGAGCACGAAAGUUUCCCAGCAUCCCGAGAUCCCGUGUCGAAUCAGAUGUGAUAUAUCCGCCCAACACCGAACACGUCCUCACUCUCCUACGGGAAAAGUCCUCAGAUAGCGCUACAUAUACAGCUAUUUCAAUAUCUCUUUCUGGCCAUGCAGUCUUCAUAGGAACCUCAACUGGUACAGUUUUGGUCAUGCCAUACCCAUUACAAAAAAUGUCACCAAGGAAAGAGUAUUAUGCUCAUUCUGGUCCCAUCACCAAGAUGGUCAUCACACCUGGAGACCAUUAUCUGCUGACUGCCUCAGAGGACGGCUCUAUCCUCAUUUGGAUGAUCACUGAUCAUCUUGGGCGCAAGUUGUGCACCGAGAAGGAGAUAUCUUACACCGAAGACAUAUUCUGUACCAAGACCUGUCUGAGGACAAAGGACCAGAUUUUAACUAAGAAUGAGCUGACGUGUCUAAAGGUGGAGUCAGAGCACAAGCUCAACCAAAUGAACAAGGAGUACAGGAGGAGGCUUGAUGACAUGGUGCAGAAAUGCACACAAUACACUGAUGCUUUGAAAGUCCAAAACAUGCUGCUGACUGAUGAGGAAGAGGAAAAGAUCACUGGUGUCUUUAACCAUAAAGAGCUGGUUGAGAAAAAGAAAAAACAGGCCAAACAGAUGGAGAAUAAAACAUGGAGCCAUGUGGAAUAUGACCUGAAUCAGUUAAAGAGGCAGGAGAACCAUGAAGAAAUGCUUUACCUGCAAGGGGACGCCAUAGAGCAGCUAAGGCGGUCCUGCGAGGGCAAGCUGCAUGAGGUCAUGUUCCAGCAAACGACUCUUAAGCUGUCACAGAAGACCAUUGAGUCUGAGAAGAUUCAGAUGGUGUCACAGGAGACUCCUCACAUGGGGUCAUAUGAGGACAUUGACUCUGAGGAGAUUGAGGAGCUGUCACACGAGAACACUGAGUCUGAGAAGAUUCAGAAAGAGUCACAGGAGAACAGCGAGUCUAAAGAGAUUCAGAAUGGAUCACAGGAGAACAGUGAGUCUGAGGAGAUUCAAAACGAGUUACAUGAGAACAGCGAGUCUGAGGAAAUUCAGAAGGAGUCACAGGAGAACAGCAAAUCUGAAGAGAUUCUGAAGGAGUCACGGAAGAACAAUGAGUCUGAGGAGAUUCAGAACGAGUCUCAGGAAAAUAUUGACUCUGAGGAGAUUCAGAGGGAGUCACAGAAUAACCGCAAGUCUGAGGAGAUUCAGAAUGGAUCACAGGAGAACAGCGAGUCUGAGGAGAUUCAGAACGAAUCACAGGAGAACAGCGAGUCUGAGGAGAUUCAGAACGAAUUACAGGAGAACAGCGAGUCUGAGGAGAUUCAGAACGAGUUACAUGAAAACAGUAAGUCUAAGGAAAUUCAGAUUGAGUCAGAGAAUACUGAGUCUGAGGAGAUUCUGAAGGAGUCACGGAAGAACAGCGAGCCUGAGAAGACCCAGAAAAAGUCACAGGAGAAGAUUGAGUUUGAGGAGAUUCAAAAUGAUUCACAGAAAAACAGCGAGUCUGAUGAGAUUCUGCAGGGGUUAUGGGAAAACAGCGUGUCUGAGGAGACCCAAAAAGAGUCACAGGAGAAGACUGAGUUUGAGGAGAUUCAAAAGGAUUCACAGAAAAACAGUGAGUCUGAUGAGAUUCUGCAGGGGUUAUGGGAAAACAGCGUGUCUGAGGAGAUCCAAAAAGAGUCACAGGAGAAGAUUGAAUCUGAGGAAAUUCAGGAAAUGUCACAGAACAAAAUGGAGUCUGAGGAGAUUCAGAAGGAGUCACAGGAGAACAGCAAGUCUAAUGAGAUUCUCAAGGAGUUACAGAAGAACAGCGAGUCUGAGGAGAUAUUGAAGCACUCACAAAAGAACAGCGAGUCUGAGGAGAUUCUGAAAGAGUCACAGAAGAACAACGAGUCUGAGGAGAUUCAGAAGGAGUCACAGGAGAACAGCGAGCCUGAGGAGAUUCAAAAGGGGUCACAGGAGAACAGCAAGUCUAAGGAGAUUCUCAAGGAGUCACAGGAGAACAGUGAGUCUCUUCAGGGAGAGAGAGAGAGGAACCGCAAGCUUCUUCAAUAUGAAAAGGAUCUUAUGGAAAAGCAGCUGUUGCAGCUGGACAAAGUCCGAAAAGAGGUCCAGGAUCGGGACAUGACCAUCCACAAGCUGAAGGAUGACCUGAAGCGCAUUCAGUACGAACAUAAGGAUGCAGUCAAAACAAUAACGGAGCUGACAAAGGAAAGAGAGGAGCAAAAUAUGACCAUUGCUACACAGAAAAAAAAGAUCUCAUCACUGCUUACACAGCUUGAGGAUUGCAAAAAGGAACAUGAGGAGAAAAAUGUCAAGCGGUUGUUAAAACAGUCAAAGCAAGAACGAGAUCAAAUGAAGAAUUCAGCAAAGGAAGAUGAGCACCUGCAGAAAAAAGUUGAAGUGAGAAAAACACUCCUUAAAGAGACUGAGAUGAUGAGGAUUAUCAACAACAAGCAGAUCAUUGAGGGCCUGAAGAAGAAGCUGAUUGCCAAGGAUCAGGAGUUGUGCCAGGAGCGCCAUAAGGUCAGAAACAUCAAGAAUUUGGUUGAAAGGAUGAAGGAAGACAUGCAGAAGGGCUCCAACUUUCUUCAGCAUCCAAAGAUGCUGAAAGAUUACUUCGUUUUACUUAACAGACGCUACAUCCAUAAAACAGAUGUGACAGGUGGAACAGAUGCUGAGGUCAUGACGGAGCACACCAGGCAGAUGAGGUUCCUGGAAAGGCGACUGAUGGCUCAGAAGAAACAGCACGCCAUGGAGGUCAAGAACCAGGAAGCAUAUUGCCCCAAGACUAUGAAGAUUGCCACCUUGGUGUGUCAAGACCUUAGCCAGGAUAGAAAAAAGUAUUACGAGAUGCUCAAAAAGCAGAAGCUCCCAAGCGUUGAAAGGAUGGUACCAUUGGAGCAGCCAAUGCAAGAGUCCAUGAGUGUAAUCAAGAUACAGAGGCUAAAGACAGAGGAUAAAAGACAAGGCCCACGUUCAUUCCGGUGUUCAUCGGGUCCCUUAAAAUUGCCACCUAUUAACCAACAAAAGAACAACAGGUGACCGCGAGGGAAACAUGUCCAAACUACAUCUUUUCAAGAAUCUACUCACUGAGUGCCUAUUAGCUUAUUUGGUCCAUCCUUGCGCACCUAGGGAGGAGGUUAUUUCUAGGACACGGUUUUGGAGUGGCUGGUUAAAGGGUUGAUACGUUGAGCAAUCUGGCAUGCUAGGUAGGUGACAGGAAAGGAGACAGUAUGCUGGGGAUUGUUAUGGAGGUGUGGAGGCUAAACGAUCAUGUGUGUGCCGUUUAAGUGUGGUCGCUGCAACGACCCUUCAGCCACCUGAGGAUGGAGUGGGUAGGUGGUAGAGUGGAUGCCAAAGUGAGGGGGAUUGUUAGUAGGUAAAGUUGUAAAGCUGCUUUGUGACAGUGACCAUUGUUAAAAGUAGCAAUGGGGGGAAAUCGAUUCAGUGGUGUAUCAUGAUUCUUUUGUGUGGCUAUUCACGUAUCGCCACGCUUACAAAAUUACUAUUUUUUAAUUAACAUUUAAUUAAUACUGUAUAUGUUUACAUUUUAAUUUUUACAUCCUGCAUGUGGUGCUUUAAACUAUUCACACAUGGACAUGCAGCACAGCAUCCUUUGUGGUAGGAUCAAAUUAAGUUUUUUCAGGAAAAUAAUUUCUAUCCAAAUUAAAUCAUGGUACAAACAGAAUCGCAAUACAAAUCAAAUCAGCACCUCAUGAUAAUAUUAUAUCAGGGGAUUCAUGGUGAUUUCCAUCCCUAGCUAAAAGCGUUAUGUUAUGUUACCUAUCAUGUCUUAAGCUUAAGUGUGGGAGCUGUGAUGACCCUUCAGCCUUCAGGGGGUCGGAGGCUUUGCACCCUGAGUAUGAAGGUUUGGAGCUUAAACUAUCAUCUGUGCUUCACUUAAUUAUAAGAGCUGCAACGACGGUUCCCACUUCAUGGGGUUGGAGUGAAGAGGUGAUAGGAAAAGAGACAGUGUGGGUUUGGAAUUUGGACAUUUGCACAUGUACUUGAAGGAACAAGCGUGAGAGUAAACCACAGAGUGUGGAGGGGAAACUUCCUCAAUUGCAGACCGAGAAAAAGUUCCAAAGUCAACGAUCAGCUGGAAAAUCCAUGCUUUUUUGGGGAUUCUCAAGGGCCAGUAUUGGAACAUUAUCAGGAAAAAGGUUCAAGAAUCAACAAUGCUUGUUACAGUGAGACACUUAUUGAAGAUCUGAAGCCUAAACUUUGGAUUAAACACAUAAAUCCCUUGCUAUCCAAGGGUGUUGUGAUCUUGCAUGACCAUGCAUAUCCUCAUAAUUUUGCCCACACUGUCAACACAUGCCAACAUGAAGACAUUCGUGGCACGGAAUACGACAGCUUGUUGACAGAUGAACAGAGUGGAUUUAAGAUCAAGGAGAUUAUGUCAAAAAAAUAUGCAUUAUGUAUUAUUAAAAGUAUAUUUAAAUAAAUUCUACAUCCAAAG
Messenger RNA from Clarias gariepinus (North African catfish), 6097 nucleotides. RefSeq names its product cilia- and flagella-associated protein 57-like. The record is from RefSeq and is a predicted model, not a curated record. NCBI's taxonomy places the organism in Eukaryota, Metazoa, Chordata, Actinopteri, Siluriformes, Clariidae. Gene Ontology annotation, molecular function: protein binding. Bases 55 to 4677 code for a protein of 1540 amino acids. The transcript has 23 exons.